Messenger RNA from Diachasma alloeum, 2096 nucleotides. RefSeq lists its product as uncharacterized. Bases 157 to 1377 code for a protein of 406 amino acids. The transcript is spliced from 6 exons. Lineage: Eukaryota; Metazoa; Arthropoda; Insecta; Hymenoptera; Braconidae. The record is from RefSeq and is a predicted model, not a curated record.
UUCAAGUGCCAACAGGUGGUACAGUCACGGUAUUUGGAGAUCAGGAGUUUCUCGCUUUCCUCCCGCAGAUCAGGGAGUUCUAUAUUGAUGCAACUUUCAAAAUAUGCCCUAGGAGCCCUAAUGUGCAACAAUUCCUCACGAUAAUGGGUGAAGUCGAUGAUAGUGUACGUCACAGUAAUUUCCCAGAUAAAACUGAUUACAUCACCCGAUGUAUUUCAUGUUUUCCCACUGUUUUUUUACGCCAUACCUAUUUCAUGGGCAUGCAUGACUGAAAAAAGUGAAGAAGCCUAUGUACAAGUGUUCAGGUAUUUUAAGACGCAAUUAGCACCACAAAUACAACCUACUACAAUACACAUGGACUUCGAAAUCGGAGAGGAGAAUGCCAUUAGGAGAAUCUACCCAGGUGUGACAGUGGUUCAUUGUUUCUUCCACUAUAUCCAGGCGCUGUUCAGAAACCUAAAAUCUAAGUUGGGCCAAGCCCGAAGGAAUUCAAUUUACCAUUGGGGACUAGCCCAAACAUUUGUCCGAAAGCUGAUGGCACUUGCCCUGCUGAGGGCAGAAGAUAUAAGGGCGAGUUAUGCAUGGCUAAAGCACAACACAGCACGAGAUAUCCUCCAUUUUUUUGCUCCUUUCCUUGAAUACUAUGAAAAUUGGUGGUUGGAUAGGGUGAGAUCUGAACGAUUUUCUGUGUAUGGCAAAAGGCAUCGCACAAACAAUUCGAUCGAGGCUUAUCACCGUGUUUUGCAUAAUCAUUUGGGUGAUCAUGCUGGAAUAUGGAAAUUAACAGCGAACAUUCGCAAUUUACAAGCCAAAGCACACGUUGAAGUGACUUCCCUGAAUCACGGGCUUCCUAUCAGGCGACAACCUUCACGCGCUAAUGUAAUAUAUAAUACUGUGUUGAGGCAUGCAACUCGUCUCUACAGUGAGGGCUCACUAUCUAUCGCACGGUUCUUAUCCUGUGCAAACCAUUAUUUAUUGGCUUUCAAUAAUGAGCUGACGAUCGGAACCACCGAGCAAGUCGAGCAAUUCAUCACCAAUCCAGCUCAUAACAUUGCUAUACAUCCAGAACCAAGAGGAAUUGAGCAAAUAAUUUUGGAAAACAAUGAACAGAAUGAUCCAGAUGCUGUAUGGAUUCCAAUAAUAAGAACUCAUGCACGUGAAGAAGAAAUCUCCAUCUUCAUUUUAGAGGAUCUAGAACAGUCUAGAUGUGGUCGAUGUGGCAAUUCAAUCUUGAAUUAUAUUUCCUUACCCUGCGAAUAUUGGUUCGCAUGCCAAAAUUGCACUCAAUACGCUGUUAACCAGACUGACCGAGCUGGAUUAUUUUGUCCUGUUUGCGGAACGCAAUGCGUCACAUUCCAAAUAAUGUAUAUUUCAUAACAGGAUUGCUGAAUAACUCCUAAAUCAUCAAAUCCAUUCUUUUAACCACGGAGAUUCUGCGGGAUGAGGUCUACAGACUAAAAAUACAUUAGAUUCAUCUCGGACUUUCUCUUGGAAAAACUGAAAAUUGAAUGACACGAUCUUCUCGAUGGGUAGACGUAAGGGGGUCACCGGCAAACCGUCUACUAUUGCAGUAUUCCAUUGCUAUGGAAAUCGUUUUAUCUCUAAUGGGACCCACUGACCACCGAGUUUCAGGAUGAUAAACUCUGUGUCAUCAGUUUCCUAUGCCCAAAAAUUAGAUUGGGUGCAUAUAGACACCUUAUCUCAUUGUUGGGAACUAGUUUCACAUAAAUUCACGGGUUUUAUUUCAUUCCUUUAUUUUUGUUUAAAAAUUGUUCAAUAAGAGAAGAAAGAAAGACCUUAAAAACUGGACAAAAUUAAUACAGAGGCAUUCCUUCUGAAAAUAUAAAACUAAAAAUCUGUUAAUGUUUUUCAUUCAAUAUUUUUUAAUGUUUUCUCAUUCAAUUAAAUGGGCCAAGCUACCAUAUUCAAGAUUAUUUACGAACUACAGUGCUAUCGUUUUUUGUUAGUAAAUAUUGGGACUCCUAUGAGUCAUGUGUUAUUUAGUUUUGUUUCCCUAGUGAUCAUAUGAGAAAGAAAAGAAAAUGUGUGAAAUGGCGCUCCUUUGAUUUGCGUAAAGAUUAAAAUUUAAUUUAUUG